Molecule: messenger RNA, 3030 nt
Organism: Solea senegalensis (Senegalese sole)
Lineage: Eukaryota; Metazoa; Chordata; Actinopteri; Pleuronectiformes; Soleidae
Gene: ccpg1
Product: cell cycle progression 1
Exons: 11
Coding region: 107-2602 (831 amino acids)
Cellular component (GO): membrane
Source: RefSeq, a predicted model, not a curated record
CAGCUACGGUGGCUCGUGAGCGGAUAAUCUCGGGUCUACUGCAAUAACUGCGGAGCUGCUGCAAACGGCUUCAUCAUCGCUCGAGACCAACAACACAGGGACAGAAAUGUCGGAGACAUCGAGUGAUGCAGAGUCGUCCUGUGGCUGGACCAUUAUUACUAAUGAGGGUUCAGAUAUUGAAACGUUGUUAUUGGAGGCUGUCGUGGAUUAUGGCACUGAGCUGUCGGAGCGCCCUCCAGUGGAGGAAUCAGAGCUGCAGGACACUCAUGCCUCUGCACUCGCUGACUGUGACAUGAAUCGUGAGACGCUGAGAGACCAGACCACGGUGGAGACGCUGCUCUGCUCCCAGGACAGAGACGACGCUGCAGGGAAGGAGCAGGUGACUCUGCUGUCCUCCAGCGAUCACUCUGACAUUAUGACCCUGCGAGACUCGAGGGAGGACGAGCAUGCAGACGUGGAGGACGAGGCAGCGGCCAGCGAGGAGUCUUACCUGGGCACGUCGUGCAGCAGCCAGUAUGCCUUCACUGCUGCAGACACAGCAGGUUUGAUCAGGAGUCACUGGACUCUUCCUCAAAGUCUGCUGAAUUUAGGAAAGCAUCUGAGGAGCCAGCUCACUGGAGGGCGCUCUUUCACAGUUUUCCCAGUGAAGCAGCAAGCGGCGACAAAUACGAGCAGCAGUGAGGACGAGACGGGACCGAGCUCCAGCACUGUCCUACGAAGACGGAGGGUGAGGAGAAACACCACCAGCACGCUGACCGAGCCUCAGGACGAGACGCUGGAGUCUGGUCUGCGCCAGGACCAGGACAGACAGGACGAUAGAGAGGAGGACGAUAGAGAGGAGGACGACAGAGAGGAGGUCAAAGAAGAGGACAGAGAGGACGACAGAGAGGAUGACAGGGAGGAGGUCAAAGAGGACGACAGAGAGGACGACAGGGAGGAGGUCAAAGAGGACGACAGAGAGGAGAAGCAGCAGGAAACUCGAGUCCGACCUCCCGAUGACGUGCGAGGCCGGUGCAGAAGCAUCGUCCACACCUGCGUCGUGCUCGCUCUGGUCGUCGGCGCCUGCAUGAGCUUCAGUCGUCUCUAUGGCACACAGCAGAUUCCAGAAAAACACGACCUGUUUGUGUGUUUGGGUUCUGAUGUGGAUCCAGAAGAACUUUUUCUAAACCAGGCUCUGAAGGAAGAUGCUGAUCAUCAUCACGAGAACCAGGAGAUCAACAUCAAACAGGCCCAGAGAGAUGACUCUGAAAUGUUUCUGAAACAAAAAGCCACUGAGAGAACUUCCAUGAUGGCUGAGCAGCAGAGGCCGGCGGCUGAAAACCAGCAGCUGUCCACACUCCAGGAGGAGCUGAGACACCUGCGCUCCAAGCUCUCACAUCUGGAGAAGACGGGAGCUGGAGUCGACUCAGUGAGGUCAGAAAACCAGAGGCUGAAAGAGCAGCUGGAAGAGAAGAAGCGGACGAUCACUAGCGUCCAUGUGCAGAGGGAGGAGUUAAUGGCUGAAGCACAGACACUGAAGAAGAAGCUGGAGGAGGAGAGGAAGGUCACACACGAGCUGAGGAGCGAGCUGAACGCUUUGAGGAGUGACGUCCAUGGUUCAGGAGCAGAGGAGCUGCAGUCACGUCUGACGGAGCUGGAGAAGAGACUGAGCUUCGAGAAGCAGCGCUCGGACCUGUGGGAGAGGCUGUACGUGGAAAACAAGGAACGAGCCAAAGGAGACGCAGAGUCCACGGGGAAAAGACCAAAGAAGGGCAUGGCAGGGAAAGUGCAAGAGACAUUUGACGCUGUGAAAAACUCCACUAAAGAGUUUGUUCAUCACCACAAAGAGCAGAUCAAAAAAGCAAAGGAGGCCGUGAAGGAAAACCUGCGCAAGUUUUCAGAUUCUGUCAAAUCCACUUUCCGACACUUCAAAAAUUCAGCGUCCACGUUGAUGAACAAAGCUCGAGGCUUCUGUCACGGGAAAUGUGACGGAAGGGAUCCGAACGCUAAAGAGAGCUGGCAGCACAGAGCCCACAGACCCCAGAACACUCGCAAACCAGGACACAAAGUUCACCAAGACCGAGGUCCGAACAUGAAAGGAUGCUCUGGGGUUUUUGACUGCGCCUACCAGGAGUCCACGAGUCUGUUCAACAGAGCCACGGAGCCCAUCACAGCCGACGAGUUCUACCAGCUGCUGCAGAGCUACGUGCAGCAGGAAGUCGACCACUUCCACCACUGGAAGGAGCUCGAGAGGUUCAUCAACAACUUCUUCCACAACGGCGUCUUCAUCCACGACCAGAUGCUGUUCACGGAUUUUGUCAGCGGCGUCGAGGAUUAUCUGGCAGACAUGCGCGAGUACCAGGGGCUGCACGACGACAUGUUCGGAGAUCUGGACGACUACGUCUACAGACACUUCUUUGGAGACGCCUACGCCAAACACUACAGCCCCAGACGACCGUUUGAAAAACCCGUCACAGACUCAAAGGAAGAGGUGAAGUCCAGACAUCACCAGCGGAGGCAGCAGAGAGCCAGAUCUCGACCUCGCUCGGGAGGAAACUCUGAGCGUCACAUGGCCGACGUGAAAAUAGAAGUGGGUCCGCUGCCGUUUGAUCCCAAAUACUGAAGAUCCAUCAGAUCUGAGGUUUGUUUGUUUGCACAACGUUAACUUGAUGCUACUGAACGUCCCCGAGUGCUUUUGUGUUGUUGACGUUCAAAUCUUUGUAGCAUAUGUUCUAUUCUAAUAUUGUUAAUAAUACAAAGACUUUAAACACGACGUCGACGUCCCUUCAACCACAGUUCCUGUUCACUGUGGUUGUUGUGCUUUUGUUAACAGAGUCCAUGUUUAAAUGAGCUGUGAUGAUGUCGUGGUUUCUUCAGUCAAACUUUAUUUACAUGGAAGCAGGAAAACACUUUUUACUCCACAGUUAAUUAAACACACAUUUGAGGAUAUUUCAACAUGAUGAAAUAUUUAUUUUAGUGUCAAAUCAUACAACAUUGUCGUGAUCAGUUUCCUGUGUCAGUGCCUUUCAUAAAUAAAGAUGCUUCCUCCGA